AGAAGUAUUCUUGCUUGCGUAGCGUUGAGUGAUACCUUUGCUUCAGUCACAUUCCGGCAAGUUGGUUGGAAGCUGAUUGAUUUGCUUAUCACGUUUGCAUUAUUCUUAUCGAUUUGAUUUUGUAGCUUCGUAACAGGUUCCUGAAUCAGAGAGUAGUACGAUGUCAGCUUUCGGAAUGGAACGUUGGAAGGGAAAAGUGGCCGUUGUGACCGGUGCCAGUUCCGGCAUUGGUGCCGCGAUCGUGGUGCAUCUGGCCAAGGCUGGAAUGGUCGUGGUGGGCUUGGCUAGACGAGUCGAAAUGGUGGAAGCCCUUAAAUCUGAGCUACCGGAAGAUUUUAAGAGCCAUCUGCAUGCGAUCAAGUGUGAUGUUGCCAAUGAAGAGGACAUCAUAAAAUCAUUCAAGUGGGUUGAAGAUAAAUUCGGUGGUGUGGAUGCGUUGAUUAACAAUGCUGGAGUAGCUCCCAAAAAGGAAAUACUUAAGUCAAGUUCCCAGCAGCUCAAAGAAAUUUUGGAUAUCAACGUAAUGGGAUUGGCGUUGUGCAGUCGCGAAGGUUUCCAAUCCAUGAAGAAACGGUCGGUUGAUGGACACAUCAUUCACAUUAACAGCAUUCUUGGUCAUCAUGUGAUAAAUAUGCCCUCUCUAGGCAUCUAUCCAGCCUCGAAACAUGCAGUGACGGCAAUCACCGAAACCAUGCGUCACGAGUUGCGAACCGAAGGAACUAAAGUGAAAGUCACUAGCAUCAGCCCAGGUGCGGUCAGAAGCGAGAUGACGAAGGGUUUGGAACAUCUUGGUGAAUUCCCUUUUCUGGAACCCGAAGACAUUGCCGAUGGCGUUUUGUACGUGCUAAGUACCCCACCGAGAGUGCAAGUGCACGAACUGAUGAUCAAGCCUGCCGGUGAACCGUUUUAACUUGUUGAAGUUGUGUAAGGAAAGCAAAUUAAAUUUAUGAAAAUAUCCCUUCAA
Molecule: messenger RNA, 964 nt
Organism: Uranotaenia lowii
Lineage: Eukaryota; Metazoa; Arthropoda; Insecta; Diptera; Culicidae
Product: farnesol dehydrogenase-like
Exons: 2
Coding region: 161-910 (249 amino acids)
Molecular function (GO): oxidoreductase activity
Source: RefSeq, a predicted model, not a curated record